UUGCAUGUGGAAUGGAAAAUGGAUUCCGAGUUUAUAAUGCAGAUCCACUCAAAGAAAAAGAGAAACAAGAAUUUCUAGAAGGUGGUGUUGGCCAUGUUGAAAUGUUGUUUCGUUGCAACUAUUUAGCGCUAGUAGGUGGAGGAAAAAAGCCGAAGUACCCACCUAACAAAGUAAUGAUCUGGGAUGACCUGAAGAAGAAGACUGUCAUCGAGAUAGAGUUUUCUACAGAAGUCAAAGCAGUUAAGCUGCGAAGAGAUAGAAUUGUGGUAGUCUUGGACUCGAUGAUUAAAGUUUUCACGUUCACACACAAUCCCCACCAGUUGCACGUCUUUGAAACCUGCUACAACCCUAAAGGUCUCUGUGUCCUUUGUCCAAAUAGUAAUAAUUCUCUUCUUGCAUUUCCUGGAACACAUACUGGGCAUGUGCAGAUAGUGGAUCUCGCUAAUACCGAAAAGCCUCCUGUGGACAUACCGGCUCAUGAAGGUGUCUUGAGCUGUAUAGCUUUAAACCUGCAGGGAACAAGAAUUGCAACAGCAUCAGAAAAAGGGACCCUUAUAAGAAUAUUUGAUACUUCAUCAGGGCAUUUAAUCCAGGAGCUACGAAGAGGAUCACAGGCAGCCAAUAUCUACUGUAUAAACUUCAAUCAGGAUGCUUCCCUCAUCUGCGUAUCCAGUGACCAUGGCACAGUACAUAUUUUUGCUGCAGAAGACCCUAAAAGAAAUAAGCAGUCAAGUUUGGCCUCCGCCUCCUUUCUCCCCAAAUACUUCAGUUCCAAAUGGAGUUUUUCCAAAUUUCAGGUUCCCUCAGGCUCUCCGUGCAUUUGUGCCUUUGGAACAGAGCCAAAUGCUGUCAUAGGUAAGCACUGCAGGCUUCCCCAGGUUCUGCCUGGAGAACCAGGUUUUGAACUACCCUGGCCUUGAGCUAGAGGG
Molecule: messenger RNA, 929 nt
Organism: Phaethon lepturus (White-tailed tropicbird)
Lineage: Eukaryota; Metazoa; Chordata; Aves; Phaethontiformes; Phaethontidae
Gene: WDR45B
Product: WD repeat domain 45B
Exons: 8
Coding region: 12-920 (302 amino acids)
Biological process (GO): protein localization to phagophore assembly site; nucleophagy; protein lipidation
Cellular component (GO): cytosol; extrinsic component of membrane; phagophore assembly site membrane
Molecular function (GO): phosphatidylinositol-3,5-bisphosphate binding; protein binding; phosphatidylinositol-3-phosphate binding
Source: RefSeq, a predicted model, not a curated record